Molecule: messenger RNA, 1024 nt
Organism: Uloborus diversus
Lineage: Eukaryota; Metazoa; Arthropoda; Arachnida; Araneae; Uloboridae
Product: pyridoxal phosphate homeostasis protein-like
Exons: 7
Coding region: 130-951 (273 amino acids)
Cellular component (GO): intracellular anatomical structure
Molecular function (GO): pyridoxal phosphate binding
Source: RefSeq, a predicted model, not a curated record
GUUGCGAUAAACAGACCGUCAGAUCCCGAUCUGUUGAUCUGUAUCUUGUCUUCUGUAGCUGUGGGUCCUCUUGUGAUCUGUAUCUGUGAGGCGUGAGGUCCUUAGCUACUUUCGAAGAGCAUCGACGAAAUGAGCUGUGUUGCAGCUGAAAUUGCUGCUGGUAAUUGCCGAGAAGAAGCAGAAACUGCCAGUGGCGCCGAAGUUACUCAUCGACUUGCUAAUGUAAGGAGCAGAAUAGAAAAAGCUAAGGCCCAGCGACCGAAGAAUAUGGAUUCAGAUGUACAUCUUAUUGCUGUAAGCAAAACAAAGCCAGUUUCACUUAUACGUGAAGCUUAUUCAUGUGGUCAGAGAGACUUUGGAGAAAAUUAUGUCAAUGAAUUAUGUACGAAAGCAACUCAUUCUGAAAUUUUAGAAUUUUGCCCUGAUAUUCGAUGGCACUUUAUUGGGCAUCUUCAAAGCAAUAAAGUCAACAAAUUAUUAGGUGUACCAAACUUACAUUGUGUACAUUCCGUUCAUUCUUCUAAAUUAGCUAAUCUUCUUGAUCGUGCAUGGGGAGCUUUGCACAAGGAGGAACCAUUGAAAAUAAUGAUUGAAGUAAAUGUCAGCCGCGAACCGAAUAAAGAUGGAUGUACAGAAGAAGAGGUUUUAGAAAUAUUCCCACACAUAUUAGCAAACAACAAGAACUUGAGUAUUAUAGGUCUUAUGUUAAUUGGAUAUGCACACCAUGAUUUGACUGUUGGACCAAAUCCUGAUAUGGAACGAAUGGUUAGCUUAAGAAAUGAUGUUUGUGAAGUGGUUAGCAUGAGAAAUGAUGCACACAAAGUUAAUUUAAUUCCCAAGGAUAUUGGAUUAAGCAUGGGGAUGUCUCAUGAUUUUGAACAUGCGAUAACACUUGGGAGCACAUAUGUUCGAGUUGGAACUCUUAUAUUUGGAGACCGAAAAAAAGAGUAAAUGAGAUUGUGAAGAUAAAAAAGUUGCAUCUAUUGUUAAAAAAAAAAUUAUGACAAAUUGAAAAAUAAAUACG